AUGCAGUUUUGUAAAGAUAUCCUUGGUGCAGUUGUCAAACAGCAGUCCCUUCCUUUCUGGCUUCUUGUAUUUGAUGUGGCCUCCAUUUCAAUGAUCAACUUUGUACUUGCUUGUUUCACACCCGAUUUGUACAUUGUAUUAAAGAAGUGGUGAUCUGCAAUGCAUUGUAUCCAUAGCUUAUCACAUUACAUGUAUUGAUGGCUUUCUUAGUCAUAUUGAACGAAUGGUAGUGGCUUGUUAAGAUUAUCCAAUUUUAUGGUUGUACCUUUUUGUCCCCUUAGAUUGAGCAAACAGAGAAGGUCAAACACAAAGUUCGCAUCCAGAAAAAGAAUGGCAGAUAUUACUUUCAACAUCCAUAUGCAAGACUGUUUGUGGCCUAUUUCGUUAUUUUCUGCAACUUUUUAAUCUAUGCAGAAGAUCCUGUGUCACACAGUAGAGCCAACUGCACUAUUCCUGUGGUAGGGAAUGACUUUGCCUUUGUUACUUACAGGUAAUGCUACUAAAAGUAACAAUAAUGUAAGCUAGGCUUCUGUCAUUGCUGUGUCCUGUACAGUGUGGUUGAAUCUGUUACAUUGGUACAUCAACCUCUCAAAAAUUACCACUGUCAGUUAUUAAGGUGCACUUUUAUUGUCACUCAAAAAUACCUGUGUGUAUUAAAUUCUCUUUGCCUUAAAAGCUAAGGAGUUACCUGUUCCCUUACCUGUUCCUGAUAGAUGUGAUCUGAUUCUUGUAAGCUAUCACCUCCCCUGAGCAAACAAGCAGACCUUAGAUGGCUGUUUAUGGUGGAGAUUCUUAAGGGUGGGGGUGUUGGGGUGGGGGUAAGGCCUGCAUAGCAGCCUUUAAAGGAGAGGGGGUAGUGUAAGAAGGAGAAGAAGGGAAUGCCUGCUACAAAAGCCACGUCUUAACCCAGCUGUCACUUCAACGACCAAUCAGAAUCAGGCGCACGCUUUUCUGCAUGACUGACUUCACGCAGGAAUGUAUCGCCAAAGGCGGUUUCGUAGCUUUAGAGCAUGAGAAAAUCUUCGCAACAGAAUUUCGGCGCCGCAACUCACACAAAAAUUUGUAAAAGGGGACGGAAACCAAAUGUUAACGUUUAAAAAAAUAGCAGUUGAAGAGUUUGUGGAGUUAACUUUACUUCUGGGGGAGGACGAGCCUCGUUUGAAAAUUAAUUUUCGCCAUCGGGUAGAGUUGAAAGUGCGGGGCUGAUUUUAGCUCAUUGUUGUGGCUCUGUUGGGUUGCGAUUGACCAGAAACAAAAAAUUGUCAGAACAGGUCGCAGACCUUGUGCUCCCAAAUUAGAAACACAGCUCAACUGUACAGUUUCAUCGAGAAAGCUGUAAGCAACACUAUUGUCCAGGAAGAUUUACAUUGAGAAGCUGUGGAAGGUCGAAGCAAAAGACAGCUUCCCACCACUAUCACGCCAGAAAGAAGCGAUGUAAGAAAGAAACGUCUCGAAUCUGACGUUGAAAAGCUGAAAGAGAAAAAUCCUGGAAAGGUUAAUUCUAGAAAGACCUUGUUUGCAGAAAGCUCGACGGUGAGUGACUCAUCCGACGCAGAAUCGGGAAUUGCUGAUAUUGAAACAUUUUAGAUGCAGACGCCGGAGCAAGUAACAUGGACACUUGCUGGACAAGAUCGCUUGCUGAUGUUUUGCUGAAUUAUUGUAGUAUAGAAGAUAUUAUGCAAAAACCAAGCACUCAGCUUAAGGCACCGGCAAUGAUUUUGAAUCCUAACGGAGAAGUCAUCGUUCCAAAAAUGGUUGAUAACAUGAUGCAGGCUAACUGAAAUAGCCAGUUUGGUUUGCUGAACAAGCUUGUUCUAUCGUCUGAUCAACCAAUCAGAAUUUGCGGACACCAGCGUCCACAGAGGUGUACAAAACGGGUUUAUUAUAGAAGGCGUUCCCUUCCUUCUCUCCCCAAUCCCCUCUCCUUCUUUUCUUCCUUACCCUCCCCCCCCCCCCCUUUAACACCUGCUACGCAGGCUAGGUGGGGGUCGGGGCGGAGGUAUACAGGCUAUACAGGUAUAAUACAUUAUUAAUAAGAAAGUGGAGGGUCUCCAACCAAUGGAUUAAACAUAUGGUGAUGAAGAUGGUGGACUGCAGAAAAGCGGCCUGUAAGCAAAGGGAUAUCAGCUUCCUAAGAUAAGCUUAGUGUUGAAAAAACCAGGAAGACAAAUUAUACCAAUUUAUACAAUACAUGUACUUGGGACAAACAACUGACAUGCAUACAAAAUGAACAACACACAUUAGACCAAUGCAUGAAAAAAAAAAAAUGCAUGAAAACUUUGUUUGAAUAGUUUGUUUGUUACUGGCUACUUGUUACGUUACCUGUUGUUCUUUAGUUUGUUUGUUUGUUCAUUACUUUCUGAUUGCUGACCAGCUAAAGGUGAGACGUCUGUUGUGUACAGUUUAAUUUCAGUGCUCUUUUGUUUUCUAUAGGUACCCACCUGGAGGAUGGUCUGUCUUAAAAGUGUUAAUGUGGCUUGCAGCAAUAGUUGUUGGCUUACUGGUGGGAAAGUUUUUCUUUCACAAACUUGUUUUCAACCGUUGGCUGAAACUGACAAUGUUCAAACGAGAUAGUGGCACAUGGAUGGUGAUGUUUUUAAGCACAUUGUUGUCACUGUUCAUUUUCUCGUUCAUCUAUAAUGGGUUUUUGAGAGCUGGAGGAGAUGAACUUUCUCUUUAUAAAAUCACCACCUAUCUUGGCAUCCAGAAUGACAACUUCAUGAAGGCAGCAGGCUUGGGAACAUGGAUGGGUGAUUUUGUGACAGCUUGGAUGGUUACAGAUAUGAUGCUUCAGGUACAAGAUUUAGAUUGAUAUCUGUAAUACCGUAAAAAUUAAUUCCGAAAAUAAGCCCCAGGGCUUAUAUUUUUCAAAGGCCCUUUUUGAGGGGCUUAUUUUUGGAGGGGUUUAUCUGCGGACGGAAAUUUGCAUUUCAAAACCAAUUGGGCUAGCCUUAUGGUUGGAAGUACAUUUACCAUUUUUGCUUUGUUUUACUUUGUAUUUGAGGGCAAUUCUCCAAGUACAAGCCCCCGGGGGGCUUAUAUUUGGAGGGGCGAUUUAACGGAGGGUCUUUUGCGUUACCGGGUUUGGGGGGCUUAUAUUUGGAGGGCCUUAUACAUGGAGGGGCUUAUUUUGGGAAUUUUACAUGGGUUAAUUUUACAUGGGUUAAUUCUGAAAAUAAGCCCCAGGGCUUAUAUUUUUCAAAGGCCCUUUUUGAGGGGCUUAUUUUUGGAGGGGUUUAUCUGCGGACGGAAAUUUGCAUUUCAGAACCAAUUGGGCUAGCCUUAUGGUUGGAAGUACAUUUACCGUUUUUGCUUUGUUUUACUUUGUAUUUGAGGGCAAUUCUCCAAGUACAAGCCCCUGGGGGGCUUAUAUUUGGAGGGGUGAUUUAACGGAGGGUCUUUUGCGUUACCGGGUUUGGGGGGCUUAUAUUUGGAGGGCCUUAUACAUGGAGGGGCUUAUUUUGGGAAUUUUACAGUAAAUGAUUUAAAUAUCAUCUCAAAUAAAAGGGAUGUGUGUGUUAAGUAUCCCAAAUGGCUCUAGGCAAACCAGUUGGUUAUUUACAAGUGUGACUGAGGAAUUAAACUCAGGACUAUUGAGAACAAAUCCAGCUGGAAGUUAAGGCAAGGAUUGGACUUGGGGCCUCCAGAUUGAAAUAGCCCACCUUCCCCCCCCUCCCCCUCCCCCCCCCCAAAAGAAAAAAAAAAGGAAGCACUACUCACCCCUUAGGCAAGCUAAGAACAGAAUUCACUAGUCCAAUUGCAAAAUCCUCCAGCCCCAGGCUAUUAGAAACAGCUUUCUUUGCGUGCUGGACAGAGUACACAUGUAACCUGUAACCUGUAAAUUAAAGUACUAAGUACAGUACUUACCUGUUGAGUUAAUAUUACCCCGCCGGAUUGGAUGCUUGUACAUUACAGAGUUACCCACAGCUUUACAUUUAUUUCACCUUCAGACAGCUACAUGUAUUUAACUUACCUGAUUGGAGGAAGCGUUUACAGUCUCUUGAAAAUUUUUUGUGUAAUGAAAUGACAUGAUACCUCACCCACAUUUUUUCUUUACUUUUCACUGGAUGGAGACAACGUGCAACUUUGUUUCUUGAGUAAAGAAACAAACAGUGCAGUGUUCAAUUUGCUAAAGAUUCCAUUGGAAGGCCAAACUUUUAACUUGGUGCUUGAAACUUUUCAGGACAAACUUUAUCCACACUGGAAUGUUUGGUUGAGAAAAAUUUGGAAAACUGGCUGGACUCGUAUCUAUAUGUUCUGGAUUGUGUUGAUUGUUGCUACUGCUAUUGUUGCCACUGGAAUCAUUACUGAUUUUGUCAGAUGGGAUACUCUGAACAGGGAUUUUGUUUCCACCAAUGAAUUAUCUCGAGCCUUCUUGGCGUCAUUCAUUCUUGUUAUGGAUUUGCUGAUUGUGAUGCAGGUAUGUUAAUAUAAGGUGACAUAAUUAUAUAUAUAUGCAUACACUAAAGACGAAUUUGUGAGGUACUUUUAUGUCAGAUUCCAGUAUGUCACCCUAGAGGUUGAACAACGUCAGGUGGUUUCUGCCUUAAAUACAUGGUGUUUGUCUCAAUGGCCUAAGACACAAACUAUUUAACAUAAAUUUUUUUUAUCAGGAAAAUAACACUGCACCUUUUCUUGAGACCGCAGAGUGCUGUGGCAUAAGGCUAAAGAAAAGUCCUGCCCAGUUUUCCAAGACAAAUAAAAUUCCAAGUAUUAAUGUGAUAGCUGCUUGUUGAAUGGAGAAGCUAAAAUUAUGGUUUUCUUUUUUUUAGCCAUGGUAUUUAUUUAUGCCGUGUUAAAGGCAAUUGAAGAUCAUAACUGUUGUUGAACAAGGGUUAAACUUGAUGAGCAAUAGUUCACCAUCAAACUGUUACUUGCAAGUGUUUAACAUGUUUAUCAGUUAAUUAUUCAGCAUUUACCAAGCAACAGUUGAUGCUGUUUACUACUAAAGAUACAAAAAUAAAUGUACAUGUAGAAGGGUACACUAUCUUGGCAGACAGAUGUCCACUCAUGAUGUCCACUCUUUUCUUGAGUUUUUAGAAUAAAAUGUACACCAUUGCGUAUGUAUUGAUUUAGCUGCAAAUGUACCUAACACAGGUUCUUUAUGGUGAUUGUAAAGAAUUCUAAAAGAAGAGCAGAAAGAUAAAAAAGAAAGAUUCACCUUAGAGUUUGGUUUACAGAUGUACAUUUAAAGGUGUCUGCUUUACAGAAAGAUGAGUUAGUCCAUCAAAGUGGUGCCUAAGAAAUUCGAAGAUCUUAUCUUUAUAGAAUAGACAGUGUUCAUCUUAGAGAGAUGUUGUUUUUAGAGGAUAGUCAGCAUGAGAACAGAAACAACCUUCAGAAACAUCCCAUAAUAUGUACCUUCAAAUGACAGAGUCUACAACCUUGAAAUUUGAUGGAAAUAGGGCAAUAUCAACAGAGAGGUGUGUUAGUUCUCAGAAAGGUGACCACGACUUUGGAGAGUUUUUACUCAUAGCCUUAGUCUCCUUGUCUAACUUUGUCCAUCUAAGGAAGGCACAAACUAUAUCGACAUCAAAAGUACAGUACAGUGUAGCCUCACCAUGGAAUUCUGUCAGUAGCUAGCAAUGGCACCCUCGAGCUGUACUGUACAUACUUAGAGAGAUGUACAUCUUAGAGAGAUGACUACCUUUAGUCGGUAGGGUAGCAGUUAAAAGUGGUUAUGGUUUUCAGUGAGGUGCCUUUUCGUGUGGUAUCAGAGUUGAGAGGGUUUACCUUUGAGGAGAGUCAGUCUUGCAUGUAGACUCUAGAAACAUGUCCACCUCAGUGUCUACGCAAGACGAAUCCACCUUAGCUAGGUGUGCAGCUCAGGGAGUUGUAGGGACUUGUUGAUUAAGAGUGGCUGUGUUGUUCUUCACGCAGGACUGGGAAUUCCCUAACUUCCAAGGCAACAUGGAUAUUAAACUUCCGGGAGUCGACACCGCCUCUUUCUACUUCCGGUUGCCUCGCUUCUGUAAGAAGGAGAACUGGCACGUUCACAUUACAGGCAAAUGGUUCAACUAUGGAAUCAUAAUGCUGGUUAUAAUUCUUGACCUGAACAUGUGGAAAAACCAGAUUUUUUACGAUCCUUUCACGUUUGGUCAGUACACCGAUUCCGAAGGUUACAUCUACUCUGUUCAGGAUCAAAGCUUUUUGAACACUGCAAACCAAACCAUGCUGUCUUAUGACUGGAGGUCACAGAAUAUCAACCCGACCACCAACAAAAGCUACUUCAAAACCGAUCCGCGUAUGAACUCAAAAUACCUCAACUUCGCUCUUGCUUUGAAAGGUAUCGCCUUUAUUCCCUCCAUAGUCGCGUUCCUAACCUUCGGCACUCUUAUCUGGCGUUAUGGAAGAGAGGAGUUUGUUGUCGAAAAAGUAAUCGAUAAUGUCCACAAUAUUGAGGGCACCGACGGGAUUGUGAUUGAAGAUGUUGAAAUUCAUGAGAAAGUAGAGAAAGAGUCCGCACAGCAAAAUGAUGAAGUCACAUCUGGAACAGUUUCCCAGCAAAACAAAGGACGUCCGACAUCUGAGCUACCUUCAGAUCAAGACGACGGAACACCUGUUCUUAAGAGCGUUCAAAUGGUUUCUAACAUGUAG
This is a messenger RNA of Porites evermanni, 6597 nucleotides long. Lineage: Eukaryota; Metazoa; Cnidaria; Anthozoa; Scleractinia; Poritidae. The record is from the annotation of a GenBank genome assembly.